AUGGAAGCAGAAACAGAUAUAACAAAAAGAAGAAAAGUUUCAAAAGCUUGUGAUUAUUGUAAAAAGAGAAAAUUUAAAUGUAGUGGAAUUGCACCAUGUGAAUUAUGUGCUAAAAAGGGAAUUGAAUGUUCAUUUAGUAUAAUUGAUAGAAGAACAAUAAGAAGAAAGAAUAAGAAAAGAACAGUAAAACCUAAAGUUGAAACAAUUAAAGAGCCAGUUAAAACUACAAGCACCCUAAAUAAUUCAAAAUUCGUACAUAAGAUAGUCAAAGAUGAAAAUCAAAUUGAUAAAAAUACUUUAAAAAUUUUAAAACAAAAGACAAAAUUACCAAUACGUUUUCAACCACUUACAGUUUUCCCAUUACAUAAAGUAGAUGAUGAUCAAGGUGAUUCCAACGAACCCGAAGUUGUGGUGCCACCCGAGACUAGAAAAAAUUUAUUGGGUGAUGAAUUUGAAAAACCAAAAGUAUUGUAUGACGCGGGUGGGAACUUAAGAUAUGUUGGAGAAUCAUCACCUUUAUCUUUUUUAUUUGAAUGUAGAAACAUUUUUAGUAAAGUUAUUGGGAAAUCUCAUUUUACAUCGGAGAUUGAUUCUUUGGACGUGUUUGAUAAUCAAGAAGAAGUUUUAGAAGUUGUUCAAGUUGCAUUACCUAAUAGAGAAUGUAUAAGUCGUAUUUUGGAGUUAUUUAUCUUACAUAUUAAUCAAGCUUGUUAUUUAUUUGAUGUUGAUUAUUUUGAAAAACAAAUUGUUGAACCAAUAUAUAAUAAUUAUGGAGAAUGUUCAAUAAGUCAAAUUGCAUUAAUAAAUUUGGUGAUAGGUGUUGGAUUAUUGUAUGCUGAAAGUUCUCAAGAUAUAGUUUUAAAAGGUUUAGAAUCUUCACAAAUGAAAUCUUAUGCAUAUUUUGAAUAUGGAAUUUAUUUAACUAAAAAAUACAUGAGUGUGGGCAAAUUAUGGAUUACAGAAGCAUUUGCUUUGGCGUCGUGUUAUUAUCAAGCUAAACUGCAAAGAAACACCUCGUGGAUUAUGAUUGGAAUAGCUAUAAGAAAUGCUCAAGCAUUGGGGUUGCAUAGAAAAUAUAUUAAUGAAUCAUUUAAAGAUAAAGCAUAUAUUCGUCAUAGAAGGAAAUUGUUCAAGAAUUUGUAUGUGAUGGAUAGAAUUUCGUCAGUUUUAUUGGGGCGUCCUUUGAUUAUUGAUGAUUAUGAUUGGGAUGACUUUGAAUCUUCGGAUAUUUAUGAUGUGGAUGAAAAUGGUAAACCAAUUGAAAAUAUUUAUCUUGAAGCAUUGGAACAAACAUGUAAGGUUGCUAAAAUAAUAAGUAAAAUCAUACAAGGUUUUUACAUAGAUGGUAUUAUAAACCCAUAUAAGGCAGAAAAAUUAGCAAUUGAAUUAAAAUUGUUUUCAUUAAAUUUACCAGAAAAAUUACAAAUUGAUAAAGUUAUAGAUAAUGAUGAUAAAAUUAUUCAUGAUUCAAAAGAUAAUAAAAUUCCAUUGCUACUUAUACAUUUAUCACAAUUAUAUGCUAUUACAUUAUUAUCAAGACCAUUUUUUAUGUACUUGAUUUUUUUCCAAAAAAAAUUUAAACUUAAAAGAAAAGCUAAAUCACGUCAAGAAAUUUCAAUUUGUAAUUUUUGUAAAGCAACUGUAAAAGCAUCAAGUUUAACUAUUCAAUUAUUAGAUUCUUAUGCAAAUUACACAAAAGACAGACCACAAAAAGUUGAAUCUCAUGGAUUAACUCAUGCAUGUUUUAUGGCUGCAUUAAUUAUUGGAUUAUCUAUUUUAUAUUUAGAAAGUUUUGAAUCGGGAAUUUAUGAUGAUUUUGAUACAUCAAUGCAAAUGAAAUUAAUAAAUAUAUCCAAGCGAAUAUUUGAAUUUUAUUCUCCAAUGAAUCCAAUGUCAUUUAGAUUUAAAAUUAUAAUUGAACAAAUGCAAAAUGCAUUAAUGCAAAAAUUUAAAUUAAAUAUAAAUGGUGAAAAAAUAAAUGAAAUUAAACAUCAAACUCCACCAAUUCAAUUUAAUUUUAAUAAAGAUUAUGAUGAAUUUAUUGAUAAUUUUGGAACUUUAUUACCAAUGGCAACGAUGAAACAAAAUAUGACAAAUGAAAAUGGAAUGAAAUUUUAUCAAAAUAAUUCUAAUAAUUUGACAUAUCCUCAACCUCAACCACCACCAUCAAAUGAAGUAUUGGAGGAAUUUAUGUAUAAUGUUGGAUUGAAUGAAGUUCUUUAUGAUGCAAAAGUUUAA
Messenger RNA from Lodderomyces jiufengensis, 2238 nucleotides. RefSeq lists its product as uncharacterized. The transcript has a single exon. Gene Ontology annotation, biological process: regulation of DNA-templated transcription; DNA-templated transcription. The record is from RefSeq and is a predicted model, not a curated record. Lineage: Eukaryota; Fungi; Ascomycota; Pichiomycetes; Serinales; Debaryomycetaceae. Gene Ontology annotation, molecular function: DNA binding; DNA-binding transcription factor activity, RNA polymerase II-specific; zinc ion binding. Bases 1 to 2238 code for a protein of 745 amino acids.